AUGACCGCCGCCACCGCGCCAGGGAAGCGGGUUCCCGUUCACCAGCCCUCGCCGCCGCCGCCCACCCAGCCCAGAUGGACUGGCCAGUCAGAGGCUCCAGACAGACUUGCCUUUCAGAAUGCGUUGACCUACAAUGAUGUACAUGUGAACUUUACUCGAGAAGAGUGGGAGUUGCUGGAUUCUUCCCAGAAGAACCUUUACAAAGAUGUGAUGCUGGAGAUUUACAGGAACCUCACUGCUAUAGGCUACAGUUGGGAAGAUCAUAAUACUGAACAGCAUUGUCAAAGUUCUAAAAAUCAUGGAAGACAUAAAAGAACACAUGAUGGAGAAAAACCUUAUGAAUGUAACCAAUGU
This is a messenger RNA of Meriones unguiculatus (Mongolian gerbil), 354 nucleotides long. RefSeq names its product zinc finger protein 431-like. Gene Ontology annotation, biological process: regulation of DNA-templated transcription. The transcript has 5 exons. NCBI's taxonomy places the organism in Eukaryota, Metazoa, Chordata, Mammalia, Rodentia, Muridae. The annotation marks the transcript as partial. The record is from RefSeq and is a predicted model, not a curated record.